AUGUUGGCCAUUGCGGACUUUGGCAUGCACAUCAUCCCGCAGGCGGCGCGACUGUUCAAGGCCCUCCGGGUGUACACCAACGGCGACUCGGAAGCGGCGGAGGCGCUGCGGAAGGCCAUCGAGGCGACCACUCUCCCGGCCACCGUCGAGAGCAGGAAGAUUGCCAGGUCCGCGCUCAAGUCGCCCGGUUCAUCGGCCUUCACGGUUGCCCUAGAGGGCGGGCAGCAGAAUACGGAGGGGUUCUUCGGCGCAUUCCAGACCCGCGGGUUCAGCGCGGGUUCAGAAGCACGGCUGGACCAGAUCGCGGCUCAUCCUGCCUUUGAGAUCAGGUUCCGUGAUGGUGCGGCUGCUGUCGAUUUGAUCUUCUUUCUCCUUAUUUCGUCCGAUGUCAUUCUUCCGGCGCCGCCUAAUGUGGAGAUCGGCGGCUGUACUGUCUCUCUUUAG
Messenger RNA from Thyridium curvatum, 444 nucleotides. RefSeq lists its product as uncharacterized. The record is from RefSeq and is a predicted model, not a curated record. NCBI's taxonomy places the organism in Eukaryota, Fungi, Ascomycota, Sordariomycetes, Thyridiales, Thyridiaceae. The transcript has 2 exons. The coding region runs from base 1 to 444 and encodes 147 amino acids.